Messenger RNA from Stegastes partitus (bicolor damselfish), 3756 nucleotides. Its product is annotated as FERM, RhoGEF and pleckstrin domain-containing protein 1-like. Gene Ontology annotation, molecular function: cytoskeletal protein binding; guanyl-nucleotide exchange factor activity. The coding region runs from base 1 to 3051 and encodes 1016 amino acids. The transcript has 26 exons. NCBI's taxonomy places the organism in Eukaryota, Metazoa, Chordata, Actinopteri, Pomacentridae. The record is from RefSeq and is a predicted model, not a curated record. Gene Ontology annotation, cellular component: cytoskeleton.
AUGCUUCAGAAUAACCUUCAGAAAAAGGCUCCAUUAGCUGAUGAGAUGCUCCGUCUCGCCUCCAGUUUCCUCUUUCUAUUUAAUCUAAUUUGUCUUUUCCCACCUCUGCUUCUUGUCUUGCAGCAACGUUCGCCCGGUAAAGUGCUGUUCGACCUGGUGUGCGUGCAUCUCAACCUGUCGGAGGGAGAUUACUUCGGGCUGGAGUACCAGGACCAGCGCAAGAUGACGGUGUGGCUGGACCUGCUGAAGCCGACGCUGAAGCAGAUCAGACGACCUAAGAACACCAUCCUUCGCUUCGUGGUGAAGUUCUUCCCUCCCGACCACACGCAGCUCUUGGAGGAGCUGACUCGGUAUCUGUUCGCCCUGCAGAUCAAACGCGACCUGGCCUGCGGUCGGCUCAUCUGCAACGACACCAGCGCCGCCCUCAUGGUGUCCCACAUCAUCCAGUCCGAGAUCGGAGACUUCGACGAGACCCAGAGCUGGCAGCACCUCCUCCACAACAAGUACCUGCCCGACCAGGACGCCAUCAGGGACAAGAUCACCGACUGCCACCGCAAGCACGUCGGCCAGACUCCGGCGGAGUCCGACUACCAGCUGCUGGAAAUCGCCCGCCGGUUGGAGAUGUACGGCGUCCGCCUGCACCCGGCCAAGGACCGAGAGGGAACCAAGCUCAGCCUGUCUGUGGCCCACACCGGGGUGCUGGUUUUCCAGGGCUACACGAAAAUUAACGCCUUCAACUGGUCCAAGAUUCGCAAACUCAGCUUCAAGCGCAAAAGGUUCCUGAUCAAGCUGCGAGCCGACCCCGCUCAGAACGCCCAUCACGACACGCUGGAGUUCGCCAUGGCCAGCAGGGAUUGCUGUAAGAUCUUCUGGAAGAUCUGCGUCGAGUACCACGCCUUCUUCAGGCUCUUCGAGGAGCCCAAGCCCAAACCCAAGCCCAUCCUGUUCACCAGAGGGUCCUCGUUCCGGUUCAGCGGUCGAACCCAGAAGCAGAUCAUUGAUUACGUGAAAGACUCUGAGCUCAAGAAGGUUCCCUUUGAAAGGAAGCACAGUAAGAUCCUGUCCAGCAGCAGCAUGUCUCCGCAGUCGUCCUCCUUCAGAUCGCAAGUGCCAAGAGAGAGUGCCAUGUCGGUCCAGAUAGCAGACCAGCCCGACUCGGCUAGACUGGUCCAUCAAGCUGAACUUAAUGGUUCAGAGGAGCCACCGGCGGUCGCACAUCCCACCAACGGUUUCCACGACAUAUCGGCGGCACCCAGCUCAGACCCAACUCAGCCCCGACAGAACCACCACCACGGCAUGGACCCGCAGCUCCUCAACCCAGGAAGUCCCAGUUCGCAGGACUCUCCGAUGGGAAGUCCCCGCGUGGUGGUCAACGGCAACGGCUCGGUGAACGGGGAGGGCGUCGCCGACGUCCUGGGUCCGGGGCAGAUCCCCGAGGGUCAGCAGCUAUCGCCGCUCACCAGCCCGCUGCUCACUGAAGCUGGAUACGUCCGCAACGAGGAUGAAGACGAGGCGAGGAGGAAGAAGUUUCCCACAGACAAGGCCUACUUCAUAGCAAAGGAACUGUUGACCACGGAGCGGACCUACCUCAAAGACCUGCAGGUCAUCACAGAGUCCUUCCCGAGCGCCGUGGGCAAAGACGAGGCGUUUCCAGAGUCCGUAAAGAGCCUGAUCUCGGCCAGCUACGACCCGGUCUACAGCUUCCACCAGGGGUUCCUCAAAGAGACGGAGCAGCGUCUGGCUCAGUGGGAGGGCCGGUCCAACGCCCACAUUAAAGGAGACUAUCAGCGAAUCGGUGAUGUUCUACUGAAGAACAUUCAGGGCCUGAGGCAGUUGACGGUUCAUCUGCAGAAACAUUCAGAGUGUCUGGUGGAGCUGGAGCGGGCCUGUAGGUCCAGUCGGAAGGUGGAGUCUCUGUGCCGGGACUUCGAGCAGCAGCGGGUUUGCUACCUUCCCCUCAACAUCUUCCUCCUGAGGCCGCUCCACCGCCUGCUGCACUACAAGCUCAUCCUGGAGAGGCUCUGCAAGCACUACCCGCCCACCCACGACGACUUCAGGGACAGCAGAGCCGCCCUGGCCGACAUCUCCGAGAUGGUGCUGCAGCUUCAGGGCACCAUGAUGAAGAUGGAGAACUUCCAGAAGCUGUUGGAGCUGAAGAAAGAUCUGACCGGCAUCGACAACUUAGUCACUCCUGGAAGGGAGUUCAUCCGGCUCGGCUGCCUCAGCAAGCUGUCGGGGAAGGGCCUUCAGCAGAGGAUGUUCUUCCUGUUCAGCGACUCCUUGGUGUACACCAGUCGAGGGAUGACCCCGUCCAACCAGUUCAAGGUCCACGGACAGCUGCCCCUCUACGGCAUGACGAUCAGAGAAAGCGAGGAGGAGUGGGGGGUCCCUCAUUCGUUCACCUUGUUCGGCCAGCGCCAGUCGGUGGUGGUGGCGGCCAGCUGUGCGUCAGAGAUGGAGCGCUGGGUGGAGGACAUCAGGAUGGCCAUUGACCUGGCGGAGCAGAGCAGCAGCCCCUCCACCGAUCUGCUCUCCACCAGCCUCUCCGACAACAAGCUCUCUGAGGACGGCGGCGGCGAGCAGGAGUCGGAGGAGGAGCUCUGCGGCUCGCGUUCGUCUCUAGAGCGCCAGGGUCACCGCGGCAACACCACCGUGCACGUGUGCUGGCACCGCAACACCAGCGUCUCCAUGGUGGACUUCAGCGUUGCCGUGGAGAACCAGCUCUCGGGAAACCUGCUGAGAAAGUUCAAGAACAGCAACGGCUGGCAGAAGCUCUGGGUGGUGUUCACCAACUUCAGCCUCUUCUUCUACAAGUCGCACCAGGACGACUACCCUCUGGCCAGCCUCCCUCUGCUCGGCUACUCCGUCACCGUCCCAUCGGAGUCGGAAAACAUCCACAAGGAUUACGUCUUCAAGCUCCACUUCAAAUCCCACGUCUACUAUUUCAGAUCAGAAAGCGAGUACACCUUUGAACGGUGGAUGGAGGUGAUCCGAAGCGCCACCUGCUCCGCCAGCCGCUCGCUGCCCGCCACCAGGAAAGACCUUUACUGACGAAAAGACUCGCUGCGCCCACAGGAAGCGGCGGCCGCUCCGGCAGACACUAAUUAAUACCUCUGACUGGCUGAUUCGCACUCGUUCCACUCAGAGGUCCUCCCACUCCGCCUCCUCCUCCACCCUCCCUCUGAUUACACACUUUCCACACCACUAGAUUAGAGCCGAGCCGUCGCGUCAUUAUUGUGUUCGGUGCCAAACUGGAAGCACAGAAUCUCGGUGUUUUAUUUCCUUCACAAGUGUCGUUCACAUGCACACGCCCACCGGACCACAGCUUCAUAUACGGAGGGCUUUUAUUUUUAUCAUAAAGAGUUUGUGCACCAUGUUGCUCACCUUUCUAUAUGUGUGCAUGUGGACACACUUUUUUAAAACCAUCGGUGUCACAGUCUCGACAUAGUUUGAUGAUUUGAACACAGAAAUCAUCUUUUCCUUUUUUGUAAGGCGACUUUGUUUUGUACAGUCCUUUGAUACACUGUGAAAUGUUCUUCUCAAUCAUUUUUUCUUUGUCGUUGUUGUUUUUCUUCUCGUCUUGUUUAAGAGGACAGAGCUGAUUUUGAACCUGCUUCCAAAGCCAACUGAGAUUUUUUGCUGGUCGAUCGCCAACUUACCUUCUCUUCAGUAUUCCUCCAGCUUUCUGGAUUUUACUCUUUUGAAUAAAGAUGAGACAAAGAUGUGUUCAUAUGAAAAAAAAAGAAAAAGACGUUA